This is a messenger RNA of Spea bombifrons (plains spadefoot toad), 477 nucleotides long. It is a transcript of the gene TMEM95, whose product is annotated as transmembrane protein 95. NCBI's taxonomy places the organism in Eukaryota, Metazoa, Chordata, Amphibia, Anura, Pelobatidae. The coding region runs from base 1 to 477 and encodes 158 amino acids. Gene Ontology annotation, cellular component: acrosomal membrane; sperm plasma membrane. The transcript is spliced from 4 exons. The record is from RefSeq and is a predicted model, not a curated record. Gene Ontology annotation, biological process: fusion of sperm to egg plasma membrane involved in single fertilization.
AUGUCACCCCGCCACCUCCUGCUCCUGCUCCUCCUCCUGCCCCUGCUGCCGGCCGGCUCUGGGUGUGUAUUUUGCCGGCUCGGGUAUCUGGAGAUCAGGCAGCGGUUUCACAAGCUGUGUGAGGACUACAUGAGAGCCCAGGGGAGCGAGAACUGCACCCGCCACCCGGGACCAUCCAGCUUCAACCAGUUCGCAAUAGAUGAUGAAACUCUGCUGUUUGUUACGGAGAAAACUCAUCGGGUCUUCCGGUUUUUAGAGAUAAAGCGCGACGUGCUGGGGAUAGCCGAGUACUGGGACUGGCUGCACGAGGUGAAGCUGCCGGAAUUAACCUACGAAGUAGACUGGACUUAUGCGUAUAACUGCACCCUUUGUAGAGUGAAGAGUAUGAAGUGUUUUGACAAGGAGACAUGCUUUCCUGGUGAGACGCUCUGUUCCACGGGGGAGGCUCUGUUCCAGGGGGGAGGCUCUGUUCAGUGA